Notolabrus celidotus (New Zealand spotty) is the source of this 2006-nucleotide messenger RNA. It is a transcript of the gene rxylt1, whose product is annotated as ribitol xylosyltransferase 1. Gene Ontology annotation, biological process: protein O-linked glycosylation via mannose. The transcript has 6 exons. The record is from RefSeq and is a predicted model, not a curated record. Bases 75 to 1403 code for a protein of 442 amino acids. Lineage: Eukaryota; Metazoa; Chordata; Actinopteri; Labriformes; Labridae. Gene Ontology annotation, molecular function: ribitol beta-1,4-xylosyltransferase activity. Gene Ontology annotation, cellular component: Golgi apparatus.
AACAAGGGUCCUCCCACAAUAUGGAGACGAGAUACACAAUGGUAACCUGAGUGAGAAGAAAAGAUCAAAUAAAAAUGAAAAUACCGAAAAGAAAACUGUUCCUUUUGAUCAUCUUUGCAUAUGUGGCUUUUUCACUUUACGCUGCGUACAAUGUGUUCUUCAGCACUAAGGUGAUCUCCCGCGUGCACAGGGUGGUGAAGAAGGAGACAGGAGCUCCCUCCGGUGGGGUCAGAGAUGGCGGUGCUGCGGCUCCUUUUUUAGCAGAUGAGUGGAAUCCGUGGGAAGAUGAACAGGUGGAGUACAACUCAGCUCUGAUUAAAAAGAGAGAGGCCUUCAAACAGCACCUGAGCCGCAUUGAUAAAAACAAACCAAAAAGAUACAAAGUCCAGAUCUGGGGGAAAGCUGCCAUAGGGCUUUUUCUUUGGGAACAUAUUUUAGAGGGACCCCUCAACCCGACUGAUAAGGUGGCACAAUGGAGAGAGGGAGAGCUGCAGGCGGGAAAGAUCGACUUCAGUUUCUACACAGGUCCUGCUGUGGUCCAGGGUCACGUCCCUCUGGAUAUGAACAGCCUGGUUCUGGUUCUGAACGGCCGCGAGCAGCAGAAAGUCUCCUACUCCACACGCUGGCUGGAGCAUGUCCAAGCUCUGAUCCAGUCCCACACGGUGUCACAUGUGGCUGUGGUCCUGCUGGGCAAUGAGCACUGCAACAACGACUGGAUCGGCCCGUACUUGAAGAGAAACGGUGGGUUUGUGGAGCUUUUGUUCGUGGUGUACGACAGCCCCUGGAUCAACGACAGGGACGUCUUCCAGUGGCCUCUUGGUGUCGCCACAUACAGGCAGUUUCCUAUGAUAAGGCCUAAUGCCCAGCUGAUCACCUCCAACAGACCAUACCUCUGUAAUUUUCUAGGAACUGUUUACAAAAAUUCCUCCAGGGAAACUCUCAUUCAGGUGCUCAAACAACCUGGUCUGGAUAAAGAAUGCAUCACCACUGCCAGGGAGAAGUGGCUCCCUCAGGAGACCGCAGACAGUCUGAGAAGUUAUCAAACAGCCUUGGCUCAGAGCGAGCUCACUCUCUGUCCGGUCGGGAUCAACACAGAGUGCUACCGCAUCUACGAGGCCUGUUCGUACGGCUCGGUCCCCGUGGUGGAGGACAUUCUGACACCUGGAACCUGUGCGGCCGGGCCCAGCUCCCCUCUGCGUCUGCUCAAAGCUGCAGGAGCGCCCUUCAUCUUCAUCAGUGACUGGAAAGAACUGCCGGCCAUCUUGGAGAGGGAGCGAGGGAUGAGCCAGGAGCAGAGGGUGGACCGGAGGAGGAGGCUGCUGGAGUGGUACGCUGGCUUCCGUCAGCAAAUGAAAGAGAGGUUCACUGAGGUCAUCGAGGAGACAUUCUUCAGAAACGUCUGAUUGUGGUGCUUCAUGAACAAACCUUUAAAAGAUAAACAGGGGUCGAUGUUCCAUAUUUAAGUUAUUCUGUGGAUUGUGGAAAAACGUGACUUACUACUGGUGAAGUGGAUAUGAUUAUAUUCAGUGUAAUAUUCCUGUGCUGGUUAUUAUAAAACCAUGUAUGUCUGUAGUAAAGUUAUACAGCUGCUGUGAAUAGUCAUUAAAGAGCUGGGUGGAAUUAAAGUAUCUUCAUCAUCUUAAUGUUUACAACGGUUGAAUGUCCAGGUGUUUUAGAAUAACUACUGCCUUUGAAUUUCAAAUUGUUACUAACUCAGCUGUGUUUUUUAUCUCUGUUUGUAUGCACUUAAAUAGUGAUUUUAAGGAAGCACUACACAUGAGUUGUAGAAAAACCUUACUUUUGACCUUGUGUGAAAAUGGUGAAUAGACAUCAUGUUUUGUGAGCAGCUUGAAAAUGAAUGUUGUUGCUGUGGCAUGAUUUCUGAUCGAACAGAUUCUUCUUUGUUCUAUUUAUUUCCAUCCCGUGCUGCAUGAAUCUUUAUUUUUUUUUUUUUUUAAAAGUGCAAUAAAUAAACUGAAGUUUUGUCCUAAAGAGAAACCUGUGGA